Molecule: messenger RNA, 3304 nt
Organism: Vigna unguiculata (cowpea)
Lineage: Eukaryota; Viridiplantae; Streptophyta; Magnoliopsida; Fabales; Fabaceae
Product: LIM domain protein
Biological process (GO): mitotic G2 DNA damage checkpoint signaling; regulation of DNA-templated DNA replication initiation; mitotic DNA replication checkpoint signaling
Cellular component (GO): nucleus
Molecular function (GO): chromatin binding
Source: RefSeq, a predicted model, not a curated record
UUGUGUGAAACCUCUUAGGAAGUGAUGUUGGAGAAGCUGAAUCAAAUCACUGGUCUUCUAUCUCACUGACGCAGAUCCAAUGAAUCGUCUUUACUCCGACACCCACCGCGUCGUCCUCCUCAUCGACGUAUCAAGCCUCCACGAUCCCCGCCACACAAAACGUUUGGUUUCGUUUCUCGAAACCCUAAAUUAUUUUCCUCCUCUUUCCUCUUCCCUCUUUGCCUUCAAACUCUUCUUCUCUUCCCUCUCUCCUCUUCUCUCUUUCUCCAAGCUCCAACCUUUUUUCCCCAAUCCCUCACUCUCCUUCGACCUACCUUCCUCCGCCCUCCCACACCUCUCCGACACCCUCUCCUCCCUCCCAUCCUCUCUCCACCACCCUCCCUCCGCCGCCAACGCCGACCACCUUGCUCACUCUCUCUCACAACUCCUCUAUGACCACUCCUGGGACCACCCUUCCCCCCAAACCGUCCCUCCCAAUUUGUUUCUCCUAUUUUCUCCUUCUUUCACUUCAUUUACUUCUCUUGCAUCUUUCCUGAACACGGAUUCCAGCCUCCUUGCGGAUUCUACCUCAUUUUGUGACACAGUCUCUUCCUUCUUCGCCAAUGUAGCUCGCUCAUUCACUGUCAGAGGAAUUCACUGUACUUGGAUUAGUGUUGGGGAAGAAGAUGUGGAGGCAAACCCUAGCGAUGAGGCUAGGAAAGUGUCUUCUUUGCUUAGGACUGCGGUUGGGAGGCUCGGGUGGGGCUUUUGCUCUCUUGAUUCACUUCUCCUUGGUUCGGCUCUUGUUCCAUUUGGCUUGGUUUAUCCCGUGAUUGGGGUUUCGUUGAGUUGUGCAUAUAGGGAAGUUAGUGUUGGUGGGCAGUUGAAGCUUUCGAUCUUGGAUGUGAAUGGGAGUCCCAUUGAGUACAAUUGCUGUGAUCUUGAGUUUGUUGAUGUGAAGGGUUGUUGGGAUUUGCCAGGUGGAGGGGUUGAAAGGAGGGAGAGGUUUUGGAAGCUGUGUUUGGGUGGAGGUGUGAAAUUGGAGGUUAAGGUUGUGCGGAGGUGUGAUGCUUUUGUUGAGACAGAUGACUGGCUGUCUGAUUCGGUUAUAGUGCGUGAGGAUUUCAGGGGAAUGAAGAAGAAAGACAAGGUGGGUUUGGAUGAAGUUUUUGCUGAUAGGGUUCUUGAGCUUGUUGCCACUGAGUUUGGUUGUGAGUGGCGGAGAAAGCAGGUGCCGGUUUGGGAAUUGCUAUUGAGUUUUCUGUAUAAAGAAGAUUGUUGGGCAUUGGUAGCUGUUUCCAAUGGCAAGGGUGAGUCAUGUUUAGGCAUUCUGAAACCUUUUACUGUGCUUGCUGGUAUCUUGUCUGUGUUAGGGGAUCCACAUGGAGCUAGUGGUUUUGGUGAAGCAAAUGUUGGACAAUAUGUUAAGAUGGUGGAUCAUGAUGUUUGCAAACCUGAUUCCAAAUUCAAUGAGGAGCCGAGUUCUCGAAGUAAUAAGAGCAAGAAGAGGAUAAAUUUGAAUACACUGCGGGAACUCAAGUGGAGUUCAUUCUGUAAGUCAGUGUUCGAACAAUUAGAGACUGAUUUGCUUGAUGUUUAUUGUGCCACAGAAGUUAACAAGUGUAAAAAGUUGAAAUUUUUUAAAUGCUGGAUGAAACAGAUGAAGAAAUCUGGUUGUUCGGAUCCAGCUUUGUUAGAAAAGCUCAAGCCAAAUCCAAUAGUAGCUGAACUGGGUGGCAGUAAAUUGAAUGACUUGACUCAAAAUGAUGAACCACCAAUGUCCUCAUUUGCUUCAGCUGAAAUUAACUCGGAGCCGGAAGCUUUGAGAAUACAGGAGGAUGCUGCGUUAGACUUUAGGUCAGAAACAUCUGAAACAUUUUUUAGUAAUCUUGCUGACAGGAUCAAAUGGGGAAUUGAAUCAAAAGUUGUAGACAUGGGGGCCUUGGCAGAGCGACUUGUUAAUUCUUGUAUAUACUGGCUAUGUCAGAAGGUUGAUAAAGAAACUGUUUCUCAGAGUCAGUCUCCUUUGAAAGAUCAUAAUACUUGUGGUGGAAUGAUUGCAUCUGAGCUGGUAAAACUUCUAUUAAGGGAGCCCAAGGAGAUAGCUGCUGAGCAUAAAAGUCAAAAUCCAUUCUCUCAGUCUCAGGCACUUGAUUCCGGAUCUGCCACACCUAUUGCAGAACAUGUAGUUAGAGAAUAUGAACUGCAGAUUUUAUUUCGAAUGGAGAUUUUACAAUCAGAGGUAGGAAAUGAAGUUGAAGAUUCCUGCAAACAGAAGUUUGUAAAACAAAUAUGCCUGCUUUUAGAGAACAUUCAGUGUCACAUGGAAGUGGGAUUCUUUGGUGAUUGGACUCUUGAAAACUAUGUGACAAAGAUAAUAAAAAACAGGUAUUCACUCACUCUUGAAGAUUUGGUUCAGAAAAUAUACUACAAAAUGGACCUGCUGUUGUUUGCCGAAGAAGAUGAAGCACCAAAUAGUUUACUCAACAGUGAGGACAGCAACAAAUCCUUUAGCAGAAAAGUGUACAGAGAUGUGGUAUUUGAAAAUGAUGUCAGUAGUAACCAACCUUUUUCAGCAGAAAACGAGCCCGUUCAUUUGCAAAACGAUGUCAGUGGAAGAUUGCAAAGGAUUGUAGAUGACCGUGAUAAAAAACUAAUCGAAGCUAAAGAGAAGAGAGAGAGAGCUCUAAGGUUUUCAUCUUUUACAAGUUCAAUGCCUGUUUUACGAAGAGUGAGGGCGCCAACACAGAAGAGCGUGAAACCCAAGACAGAUCUUCAAAGGGUGCGAAAAAGGAAGGAACGAGAAAGGGCAUAUGGCACUGUAUGUGAGACCCCAAUGACAGUAAAUAAGCAUUCAAAUUCAAGGGCAAGGGGUUCUGAUGAUGACCAUGAUUGGGCUGAUGGAAGGAAAGGCUCAGUUUCCAAGGCAUUGUUCAAGGACGAUCUUUGAUGUGAGUAAACUAAGCUUUUUCCAUAGAGAAACAGUAUAUGCUAAUCUGCAGAACAGAAUAGAAGUAUCUUCAGCGUUAAACAACAAAGGAUGGAAUGUAAAUGACCGGAGUUCAGGUUAAAUUUGCUUUCCCAGUGUUCCUGUAACUAACACAAUCAACAGAUUCACAUCAUUACGAUUUUCUUAUUGUUAGAAUAGGUCAAUUCGUCUGUAAAUCCCACCGAUAAAAAGGCUUUUUUUUUUUUUUAUUGUAUCUACCUUUCACUAGGCAUAGCCUUUGCUUAGAGAUUAACCUCUGAUCUGAUGUAAGAAUUUCUACAUAUAUAUACAUGAAUGAGGUGAAUGAUAAAUGAAUCUCUUAAGCUUUUCUUCUCA